Molecule: messenger RNA, 2288 nt
Organism: Parastagonospora nodorum SN15
Lineage: Eukaryota; Fungi; Ascomycota; Dothideomycetes; Pleosporales; Phaeosphaeriaceae
Exons: 4
Coding region: 1-1494 (497 amino acids)
Cellular component (GO): cytoplasm
Molecular function (GO): oxidoreductase activity
Source: RefSeq, a predicted model, not a curated record
AUGAUAGGGUAUGUUCCAAACCACGCCGAGCUCCUUGAGAAGGUCGGCGUCCGCGCGCUCAUCAACGGCGUGCUGGACGAGUUACUUGCGCUUGCCAAAGCGCAGGAUUGCAUUUUCCCUGCCGACUUUCGGGAAACAACCUUCCAGAAGAUGAUGCAGCCACAGGAGAACAACAGCACCAUGUGGCUCGACUUUGAGGCCAAGCGUCCCAUGGAGAUUGAAACUUACCUGGGCUCUCCAUUGAAGCUCGCUCAGGAAUCUGGUGUCCCUGUUCCUCGCAUUGAGAGUCUCUACGCUAUUCUCCAUCACAUCAACAUUGCCAACCGCAACAAGCCUGCUGCGGCUCCUGCGGCUCUUCCUACCAAUGGAAUGCAGGGUCCGCCACCUCCAAGGCUAUCAUCAGCCCCGUUGCCACGGGGACCGCCUGGUCCUGGAGGACCCAUGAUGAACGGCAAUGGGCCAAUGAUGAACGGCAACGGUCCAAUGAAGGGUGGUCCACGUCCCGGCAGUCGGGCUCCUUCCAUCAAUGGAGCUCCCCCCAUGCGCCGUGGGCCUCCCCCAGGCCCGAACGGAUACCCCCCACAGAUGAACGGCAGGGGCAUGGGUCCACGGAGACCCUCGUUCGAAGACAGCAACAACCUCGAGGAGUUCUCGCAUCUGAUGCUCUACGAUGACAUGUUGGAGGGCGGAGGUCCUGGGGCCGGCCCUUACGAAAGCGCUGGCAACUCAUCUACCAACCUCUCAAUUCGCGAACGCGAGCUCAUGCUGAGGCAACGUCCCGGCAUGGGCCCAGGAAUGGGUCCAGGAAUGGGACGUGGCCGACCCCAGCCACCUCCUUCAAUGGGUGGCUACGAUGACGACGAUGAUGAAGACGACUACUUUGACCCGAUGGGUGGCCGUGCCCCAGGGUCACAAAUCGACACUGAUAACUUCGAUAUGAUGAGUGUCACAUCACGUCGCAACCGCAAGGCACCAAGCGCUAGUCAGAUUCGGAAGAACCCUGAAGGUGGCUUUGCUCCUCAGCACGGCAACGGACGCUCAAGGAAUCCGUUCGCCCGUCCCGGCAUGAACAAGAACCGCAACAGCGGUAUAACUUCGAUUCCGGGUCUACACGACAGUAUAAUGAAUAACCCUCUCAUGGGCUAUUCAUCUAAUCGCUACGGAGACGUUGACCGCGGCGCCAUGGGCGCGCAAUCAAGAACCAAUUCACUAACAACAGCCCGCUUAGAUGAGAUGGGUGGAAGCUACGGUCCUUAUCCUCCCAACAGUCGACGGACAAGCCAGUCUCCCGGCAACCCACUCAGCCCUGGUCCCAGGCCAAUGGGCCGGCCAUCUCCUCCCAACGGCUACGCGCCGAACGGUAUGCCGCCAAAUGGUAUGCCGCCCAAUGGACGCCCCUCCCCUCCGGGUAUGAGGCAGCCAAUGCCGCGACAUCCUCAAGGCAUGGGGAACAUGGUGGCACCACAACAAGUUGAACAACACGCUGGGCAAUGAGUCCAGUGGUAGCGCUCAAUUAGAUUCCGAAAACUCUGCGCACAGUAGCCAGAUAAGCCUGGGACCACGGCCCCCUCUCGGCGUCCGGUAAUAGACAGGAUCUACCGUCCAUAUUUGGGGGGAUCACCUUGGGCCAUGUUGAAAGGUUACUUGGACCGCAUAUCCAUCCGACGACGCUACACGAAUCUACCUACUGUCGCCUCGCGAUCACCUACCACCCGAAACUGCUUCUUAGCAGACCUGAUCAAUCACACUCUCUUCAACUCGCACAUUCAUCUUUCACUGCUGUUCAGCCAUCGAAACCGGGCUGAACGAGCCUCAUGACGGCCAGGGGCUGACACUUAAUGACGAAUAUUAGAAUAUGGGUCCGGUGGGACAUUUGCACGUAUACAGUCCAGCUCUGUUAUAGAGCUGUUGCUUCAGGUUUUCUUUUGUCUUUCGUAGUACAUAUUGUAAAUGCCGUUCACCCGGUGGCACUCCUUUUCGACUGGCACCCGCUAAUCAUGGUUUCUUUUGCAUGGGCUGCACAGUGGGGUUUGGCAUGUUCCAAUAGGAGUUCUUCUGAUACAAGCACAUGUUCUUGGUUUUGGGCAUCUAUCUCAGCCAGAGACGGCAUCUCAUUUCAUGGUGCUGUAUCUACUGACAGAGUGUACUACUAUCUAUUCCUCAAGCGACACUGUUAGGACGGAACUUGAAAGUCGAGAGUCGUGGAGGAGAGAAGAAACAGAGCGCAGUCGACACUUAGAUGCAUACAUAGUUGGACCGGCAACAAAAGCAAGACGUUCCUUACUGCA